Molecule: messenger RNA, 2468 nt
Organism: Physcomitrium patens
Lineage: Eukaryota; Viridiplantae; Streptophyta; Bryopsida; Funariales; Funariaceae
Source: RefSeq, a predicted model, not a curated record
GUGGGGUGAAGCAAGGCACAAGCCCUGGAGAGCCGGGCAGCGUAGCCACCAUGUUCGAAUCAAGCGUAGAGAAAGCGAGAGCGAGCGAAGGAAGGAAACGAAGGAAGCGAGAGCUACGCUACACAAGCCAUGAGACGUAGGGAGUCAAGCGAGGAAGGGAGCGAGGGAGGGAUAAGUGGCGACCGGGUUCAUGGAGUGUGUGAGUGAGAUCAGCAGCUGCAAAGGGGCCACAAUUUUGCAGUCCGACCGGGGGGCGGAGGAGGAGGAAGAGGAGGAGGAGAAGGAGGAAUAGACUGACUGACUGAAUGAUGACUGAAUGACUGAAUGACUCGGUGGACCACACGCACGCGAGCGAGUCGGGCAUGCUAUGCUGGCUGAUACAUGGCACCACCUGGAGCCGUGACUCGCAGCUGACAAGAAGAAGAAGUAGAAGCAGAAGCAGAAGAAGAAGCCACGCGACGACGACGACGAAGAAGAAGACGAAGACGAAGACGAAGCUGUGUGUGUGAUCAUUCCAAGAUAACAUUUCCGUCAACUAUCGCACUCGCACUGCACACAUCACAUUCUGCUCUCUCUCUCUCUCUCUCUCUCAGGAGAUGGUGCUGGUGCUCGCGUGAGUGGUCAAAGGGGAUGCUCUCAUGCCCCGGCAUUCAGGGCGGGCCGGGGGAGACGGCGGAGAGGAGCUUCUUGAAGCGUCGGUGUCAACGUCACCAUCCAGGAGGUGCCGAACCACAUUAACAGCACGGUCAUCGUCAUCAGAGUCGGGGAUUGGAGCAUGGCCGCUGCUGCUGCCACAGCUGUUGACGGGGCUAUGGGGACGGGGAGUCGGAGGGCAGUGGUGAGAAGCGAGCGAUUUAUGGAGUGGCAACGAGAACUAAGCAGGUCCGUGUCUGCAGUUCGUAAGCUUGGGCAUACAAGUGCAUUGCUUACAACCGAAAGGCAAUCCAGCGACGAAGACAAUGUGAAGAUGCAGAGGCGGGAUGUUUCGGAGGAGAGGGAUGGAGAGGGUGAGGAAGCGGUGGCAGAUUCUGAGGGAGGAACUGAUGUGUCAGCCGGAAAUCAUCGACACAGGGGCAAGAAAACACAUCAGCGACAGCGGUCGGAUACUAAAAAGCCUCGAAAGGAUGAAGAUGGAGGGGAAAAGAAGAGUGGUUUGACGACCAUAAAGGAGUCAGCGACGGGUACAGAUGGCGAUGGAGGGAGGAUAAGACGAUGCAAGCAACAGGUGAACCAGGCACCCGCAGCCAAGCGGCCAGCACCCCAGGUGCCUAAUCAACAGCAUUUGCCUCCGCCCAUGGCUCGGGGGAGGCAACGACGUGUGCCCAGCUCAUUCACUCCGCCAAAGGAAGAUGUGGAGAGAGAGUUGCGAUCGUUGACAAGUGAUGAGCGCAGGAAUCGUGGCAAUGGGUCUGUGCCUACCACGACUGCAGCAGCGCCCACGAACAGCAGCAAAGGAGCGACAAAACGGUCAAAACGAGUGGCCCAACGUCUGGCCAACGAGGAACCUGCUCCACCACCAUUAAAGCUGCCAAAGCUUCACCUGGUUCUAACACGAAAAGAAAUUCAGGAGGACUGGUUGAAGAUCACUGGUCACAAGUAUACCGGCAAACCCAGAAAAUCUUCAUUGAUCCAACGAGGUCUGGGUUUAUGUACGGCUUUGACAUGUCCGUCAUCCAUUCGAUACCUUAAUGAACCCCAGUGUAGCAUUGCAGGUCCCCUGACAGCUAUUGAGAGCAGCGGCGACAGGCUUCUUUAGGCUUUACAGAGCGGGUGAUUGGCUGAUAAUUUAGCAGAUUCGUCACGGGUUCAUUCUUUUGGCUACCACAUCAUAUCAUUUUUUUGAGCCUCCAGUACUUGAAGGAAUAGCAUUUUGUACCAUAGUAUUGAAUAGUAGCGAAUGCAGACUGAAGGAUUAGAGUAGACACUAGCUCCCACAGUGAGGUAGGCCUGCUCACCAUGUUUGUUGUGUCCGCUGGUGUGGCUCUGGUGGUCAUGUAUUACAGAAGGGCGUGAGGUUUUCCGAUCUGGCCUCUCUUAUCAGCAUCCCUGCGCAUAUGCGAGAUAAAUAGUCCUUGUGAAGAUUACAAUGUGGUGACGACGUGACUGUAUCUAAAAUAUAGUUCAGGGUAGUCUCGACUAGUUUGAUGAUAUCUUUCUCAGCUACUGAUACUGACAGCGUGCUGCACUAAGAGGGCUUAGUGUCGUGGCUCUUGAGGAACGUCACCGGGUUCGUGGUCACCAAGCAUGUUCUAUCUCAAUGAACUCGAUAUCUGACGUUGUUAAGUGGAAUUUGCUAUCUUUUGGUUUAUGAAGCAUCUGCUAGAAUUGGAGUGGCACUGUGCCGUCCGAAAUGCGCAAGCUUGGUAGUGUCCUCAGAGAGCACCGCACAGAAUUGUACACUUGGGUUGAACCGAGAUUUUUGCUGAUAUGAUAAUCCUUAUUUUCGAAGUCGGAACCUUUUAGUGCCA